This is a messenger RNA of Physella acuta, 2612 nucleotides long. Its product is annotated as succinate dehydrogenase [ubiquinone] flavoprotein subunit, mitochondrial. Gene Ontology annotation, biological process: mitochondrial electron transport, succinate to ubiquinone; tricarboxylic acid cycle. Gene Ontology annotation, cellular component: respiratory chain complex II (succinate dehydrogenase). NCBI's taxonomy places the organism in Eukaryota, Metazoa, Mollusca, Gastropoda, Physidae. The record is from RefSeq and is a predicted model, not a curated record. Gene Ontology annotation, molecular function: succinate dehydrogenase (quinone) activity; flavin adenine dinucleotide binding; electron transfer activity.
AGGCUUAAGUUUUCAUAUUCGUUCUCAUGCGCAUGCGUACUUUUUUUGUAUCCUUGUUUGAUAAUGAAAGUUCAUGGCGUCAAUGGCAAGUUUAUCCAGUAAAGUCGCUCGCAAAGCGGCUGCUAGCAGCAUUUUUGGUAAAAUCGGACAAUCUGUGUCGUCAUGCAGGGAUUUUCAUUUUCGAGUCCAUGGUAGAAACACUGAUGCUAAAGCUUCAACUUCAAAUAUUUCUAGAGACUACCCUGUUGUUGACCAUCAGUAUGAUGCUGUAGUAGUUGGUGCAGGAGGUGCAGGUCUGAGAGCUGCGUUUGGUCUGGCAAAUGAUGGCUUUAAAACAGCAUGCAUAACAAAGCUGUUUCCCACCCGCUCACACACCGUUGCAGCUCAGGGUGGUAUAAAUGCUGCGCUGGGACAUAUGGAGGAGGACAACUGGCAGUAUCAUUUCUAUGAUACAGUCAAAGGCUCUGACUGGCUAGGGGAUCAAGAUGCCAUCCAUUACAUGUGUGAGGAGGCACCUAAAACUGUCAUUGAGCUAGAAAACUAUGGUAUGCCAUUCAGCAGACUUGAAAAUGGUAAAAUUUACCAGCGUGCUUUUGGUGGCCAGAGUUUGAAGUUUGGUAAAGGUGGCCAGGCCCACAGGUGUUGUGCUGUGGCUGACAGGACUGGUCACAGCCUGUUGCACACGCUUUAUGGACGGUCGCUGAAAUAUGACACCAAUUACUUUAUUGAGUACUUUGCUCUGGACCUCAUCAUGGAGGGCGGUGAAUGUCGUGGUGUGACAGCACUUUGCCUAGAAGAUGGAUCUAUUCACAGGUUCCAUGCCAAGAACACUGUGCUAGCCACUGGAGGCUAUGGGCGCACCUACUUCUCCUGUACAUCAGCUCACACCUGCACUGGUGAUGGUACAGCUAUGGUCAACAGGGCAGGAUUAGCCAAUGAAGACAUGGAGUUUGUUCAGUUCCAUCCCACAGGUAUCUAUGGAGCUGGAUGUCUGAUCACAGAGGGUUGCCGUGGUGAGGGAGGCUACCUCAUCAACUCUCAAGGUGAAAGAUUCAUGGAGAGAUAUGCACCCAAUGCUAAAGACUUGGCCUCUAGGGAUGUAGUGUCUCGUGCCAGUACAAUAGAAAUCAGGGAGGGAAGAGGCUGUGGCAAGGACAAAGACCAUGUAUACCUUCAGCUUCAUCACUUGGACCCUGAAGUUUUGCACACACGUCUCCCUGGAAUCUCUGAGACUGCCAUGAUCUUUUCUGGUGUUGAUGUGACUCGUGAGCCCAUUCCAGUACUGCCCACAGUCCACUACAACAUGGGAGGCAUCCCCACAAACUACAAAGGACAGGUAAUCCGCUACACAAAAGAAAAAGGAGACGAGGUGGUCCCUGGUCUGUACGCUGCAGGUGAGGCAGCCUGUGCUAGUGUGCACGGAGCCAAUCGCCUGGGUGCCAACUCACUUCUGGAUAUUGUUGUCUUUGGCCGUGCUUGCUCCAAGACAAUCGCUGAGGAAAAUAAACCUGGAGACAAGAUUGGAGCCAUCAAACCGAAUGCAGGAGAGGAAUCUGUUGCCAAUCUUGACCGUCUGAGAUAUGCUAAGGGUUCAACUACCACUGCUGAACUCAGAUUACAGAUGCAAAAGACAAUGCAGAACCAUGCUAGUGUGUUCCGUGAUGGACCCACGUUGAAGGAAGGCUGUGACAAGAUGGCCAAGAUCUAUCAGGGCAUGGAGGAUCUCAAGGUGUCUGACCAUGGCCUCAUCUGGAACACAGAUCUAGUAGAGACUCUGGAACUCCAGAACUUGAUGAUCAAUGCUGUCCAGACAAUUGUGGGAGCAGAGGCUCGUCAGGAGAGCAGAGGAGCCCAUUCCAGGGAAGAUUUCCGUACUCGUAUUGAUGAGUAUGAUUAUAGCAAGCCAGUAGCUGGCCAACAGAAGAAACCUUUCGAGCAGCACUGGAGAAAACACACUUUGGCAUAUGUGGAUCAAAAAACUGGCAAAGUAACUUUAGAUUAUCGUCCUGUGAUUGAUGACACACUUAGUCAACAAGAAUGCCCUUAUGUACCCCCAGCUAUCAGGAGCUACUAAACCCACUCAAGCUUGUUGGUCUUAGAAGGUGAUUGAAAGUUUCUAAACAUGCAGGAUCUAGAUCUUACUAAUUCUAUAUGCUUGAUGUCUGUGAUGUAUGUAUGAUGAUAUAUGUUAGCUUUUCUUUUGUUUUAUCUCAUUGUAAACUUUUUGAAAGGUUAUUGGAUAUAUAUUAUUUUUUUGUUUAUAAGGUUUUCUUUAUUCUAGAUAUUUACUUCGAAUAUUUUUGUCUUGUUUGCGUAAAAGCUGGGACGUUUUGACAAUGAGAUUAGCCUAUAGACAAGUACAACUUUCUCAAUGGUUUAGCUGAGUUCAGUUUAUAUGCUCACACAACCUAAUAUCUAUUCACAAAGGCUUGACCAGUGUAAAGCCAUCUAACUCUAGCCCUAAACAAAACACUUUGUUUGACCAGAUUUAACUGGUUAAAAAAAACAAUGUAUUGAUGGUGUAGAAUAGAUAAUUUAUUGGUUGAUGUUGUAUUCAUUCAUGCCGAUUUGGUUAGAAGAAUAUGCUCAUGUAAAUAAACAAAGUGGUGACA